Messenger RNA from Penicillium angulare, 204 nucleotides. RefSeq lists its product as uncharacterized. The record is from RefSeq and is a predicted model, not a curated record. The coding region runs from base 1 to 204 and encodes 67 amino acids. The transcript has 2 exons. NCBI's taxonomy places the organism in Eukaryota, Fungi, Ascomycota, Eurotiomycetes, Eurotiales, Aspergillaceae.
AUGUCAACAGAUACCGUAAAGAAGAAGCAGCUCGUCAACUUUAUCAGCGAUGAGGAUGUGCCGCCAUCAGAGCCUUUCGAUACACCGGCAGUACACCAGUGUGUACGCAAUACAUGGCGCGUGACGCUUAAACCAAACGAAAGCUCAGAUCCACUGCAAGGCUAUGUCGAUGGUUUCAAGGUCGCGCACCCACACCCCAUCUGA